GGAGCUGAUCAGUUCUAUUUCAACUAUUAAAUUAUAAAGUUCACUUUAGUUCACUGAAAUGCAUCUAUACAAAAAAGCGUUAACCGUGGUUUUAGUAGCCUCCAUUUUGUUGGUAACGGUAAACGCACUAACCAUUCAGGAAUUACGAGCUCAAAUUGCACAACAGCGCAUUCAACAACGGUACGGCAUAACUGAACCAACUACAACUUCUAGUAGUGGCACAACUUCGAGUGCAUCUUCAACCGAAAGUACAACCAAUGCGACAACUACGACUACCAGCACCACCUCCACCACCACCACCACUACCACCACAACCACAGAGUCAACCGUAGCAAAUGACGCGUCUACUAACAGUACUGAGGCGGCAACUACUGCUGAGUCUACUACCGCCGAGUCUACUACUGCCGGCUCAUCCAGCACCGGUACAACGAGUGUUGAGGCCGGAUUAAUAGCUCAAUACCGUGACCAAGUGCGACAGCAAGCUAUUCAGCGUGCCUUGGCAAGGGCAGCCGCAUUAGGGUGAAUUGUUUCACGCUCAUCUGAUCGAUAUGAUUUAAAUUAUUUUCCAAACAAAAAGAUAAUAGGACACUUGUAUGUACGGGGUGUUUAAUAAGUUCGAAUACACUAUUAAAAUUUGUUUAAAAAAUUAAA
Anopheles funestus (African malaria mosquito) is the source of this 651-nucleotide messenger RNA. RefSeq lists its product as uncharacterized. The transcript has 2 exons. The record is from RefSeq and is a predicted model, not a curated record. Bases 59 to 523 code for a protein of 154 amino acids. NCBI's taxonomy places the organism in Eukaryota, Metazoa, Arthropoda, Insecta, Diptera, Culicidae.